Molecule: messenger RNA, 4389 nt
Organism: Ipomoea nil (Japanese morning glory)
Lineage: Eukaryota; Viridiplantae; Streptophyta; Magnoliopsida; Solanales; Convolvulaceae
Exons: 2
Coding region: 1-4389 (1462 amino acids)
Biological process (GO): telomere maintenance; DNA repair
Molecular function (GO): DNA helicase activity
Source: RefSeq, a predicted model, not a curated record
AUGAAGUCUCGCGAUUCUGAAGUCCCUGAAUCCAGUCGUGAUGCUCGGAAUAGUAAACAAAGCGAGCAGUAUGCUUGUAAUGAGAGUCGACGGGCAGAGAGGAACUUGAGACGCCGAAAUGCUUACGCAACAAUGGAUCCUGCUAAGAAACGAAAAAUGCUAGAUGAUAUUAACGAAAAGCGUCGCGUCAAAAGUAAUGCAGCUAAAUCUACACUAACUCACGACGUCAAUGCUGCAAAGCGAUUCCAAUAUGAACCACCUGGAUUUUGUUGCUCCUCUGGCCAAGUGGUUUUGGUGUCUAAUGAAAUGCCUCCGCUAUUGAAGCAAUACUUCUGUGAGAAAGAUGAAGUGUCACGUCAUUUUCAAGCAUGUGUUCGAACAUACAACAACACAUUUGCAUUUACUUCACUAGGAAUCCACAACUAUGACAAAAAUUUAUCCAGGAGGAAUAAAGGAAUCUAUACAUUUAAGGUCCAAGGACAAAUGUAUCAUUUUAUCAAUGAUCUGGUGCCUGAAAAUCAACCUCCUAAAAACUUGCAACUAUAUUUCUUUGAUACUGAGCAUGAGGUUGAAAAUAGAAUCAAAGGGGCAGAACGAAUGGAGGCAAGUGUUGUUGAAAACCUGAUUGAUGUACUUGGAAGCAAUCCGUAUUCACAGUUCUUCAGAAAUCUUAAGGAUAUAUCAAGUAUUGAAGAUUGUAAUAUUGUAAUUCGCUCAAAUGCAACUUUAGAUCAACGUGUUUACAACAUGCCUACCUCUUCUCAAGUUGCAGCAAUUUGGGUAGAAGAACAAGAUGGUAGCGGAGAAAACAGUCGUGAUAUUAAAGUUUUUGCAAAAACUGGCCGUUCACAUUCUGUCAAAUACUAUUAUGGUUGUUAUGAUCCCUUGCAAUAUCCCCUAUUGUUUCCCCACGGAGAAAGUGGUUGGCAUGAGGGUAUAUCUAAGGUACCUAAAUCUUAUACAAAUCGUACCUCCAUUUGUCAAGGUAUUCUUCAACCUGGACAAUUUCCUUCAAUAGAAGCUUUGUUAGACAAAGAAAAUGAAAAUAUUGUUGGUAAGAGCAAGCGGAACACAGUUUCAUGCAGAGAAUAUUAUGCUUAUCGUUUCCAAAUUCGACCAAAUGAUAAGUCUAUGCUCCUACAUUCAGGAAGACUCUUUCAACAAUUCAUUGUUGACACGUAUAUCAAAAUUGAGACACAAAGAUUGGAUUAUUUUCGAGCACAACAACGUGAUGUUCGAACAGAAAGCAUGCAAGGAUUAGUGGAUAGCAUUGCAUGCGGGGAAACAAAUGCAUCUAAUGUCGGACGUAGAGUAAUUUUACCCGUUUCUUUCAUUGGAGGCCCACGGGAUAUGCGUAAAAGAUACAUGAAUGCUAUGACAUUAGUGCAGCGAUAUGGUAAGCCAGAUAUUUUUUUAACGAUAACUUGUAACCCAAAUUGGCCUGAGAUAAAAAAUUCGCUUGAGUUUUGCGAUGAACCACAAAAUAGGCCUGAUUUGAUUUCCAGAGUGUUUCGUGCUAAGUUGGAAGAAUUGAAAGUUGACCUCAUAAAGAAAAAAGUUUUUGGAGUGGUGAUAGCAUACACUUAUGUGAUUGAAUUCCAAAAGCGUGGGCUACCACAUGCUCAUUUCUUAUUAAUUUUGGGAAAAAAUCACAAAUUCAAAUCAGGUUUGGAUGUUGAUGCAAUUGUUAGUGCAGAAAUACCUGACGCUGUUCACAACUCUUCUUUGCACUCUUUAGUAGCAAAACACAUGAUACAUGGACCAUGUGGUUCAAUGAAUCCUGAAAAUCCAUGUAUGGUUGAAAAGUCUGGUGCUAGACUUUGUAAAAACAAAUAUCCGAAGGGCUAUUCGGAUGCAACAGUUAUGGGAGAGAACUCAUAUCCUACUUAUAAGCGACGGAACAAUUCACGCUUUGUCACCGUCCGUGGCCACCAACUGGACAACAAAUGGGUCAUACCAUAUAACGCAUAUUUGUUAUCUAAAUUCGAUUGUCAUAUCAAUGUUGAAGUCUGUGCAAGUAUUAAGUGUGUCAAGUACAUAUACAAGUAUAUAUAUAAAGGCCAUGAUAGAGUUGCAUUUAGUGUGUCUUCCGGAGAAGAAGUCAUUGAUUUUGAUGAAAUAAAAGAAUACCAGAAUGCAAGAUGGGUGUCACCUCCUGAAGCUGCAUGGAGAAUAUAUGGUUUUAGCCUUGCCGAAAUAAAACCAGCAGUAGUGGACUUGCAGGUCCAUUUGGAGAACUACCAGUACAUGAGAUUUGACAACAAACAAGAUUUGAUUCACCUUGUGGAUAAUCAAUUUAGCUCAAAGACAAUGUUAACAGAAUUUUUCUUCAUGAAUAUGACUGAUGAGACAGCUAAGAGAUUGAAUUUAUUGUAUCUAGAAUUCCCCGAGUUCUUUGUUUGGGUAAACAGAGAUAAACAAUGGUAUCCAAGGAAAAAAAGAGAGGUUAUAGGUCGAUUGGUGAGUGUUAAUCCCAUUGAAGGAGAGAGAUAUUAUUUGAGAAUGUUGUUGAUGAAUGUCAGGGCUCCAAAAUCAUAUGAACACUUAAAAAUGGUUGGUGAAUCUAUGGCUACAACUUUCAGAGAAGUUGCAGAGAAAUUAGGGUUGUUGCAGAGUGAUCAAGUGAUAGAUCAAUGUUUGCAGGAAGCCAUGUGUUGGCAAAUGCCUACAAGUUUUCGUAGGUUAUUUGCAACCCUAUUGAUUUUUUGUAACAUUCCUUCUCCCCAUGAUUUGUGGACGAAAUACAAGGAACAUCUUUGUGAAGACAUAAUUUCAUCAUGUAACAGUAUAAUUGAUGCUGAAAAUAAGUGUCUCCAUAUGAUAAGUGAUAUACUUGAAUCUUUGGGGAAGAAUAUAAAUGACUUUGGUUUAGUUUCUUAUCAUAUUGGUCUUUCAAAAGAACAAAGAAUACACAAAGAAAUACAAGCAGAAAAAAAUUUGCUUCCUAAUGAAACAGAUUUACUUGCUAUAACAAAGUUGAACCAAUCUCAGCGAGUUGCAUUUGACACCAUAAUUUCUAGAGUUUACUCAAAUUCAGGAGGGGUUUUCUUUGUUGAUGGCCCAGGGGGAACUGGUAAAACAUUUCUAUACAGGUGCCUUUUAGCCCGUGUGAGAGCAAACCAAGACAUUGCACUUGCAACUGCAACAUCUGGGGUAGCUGCAUCUCUUUUACCCGGAGGCCGAACAGCUCAUUCUCGAUUUAAAAUACCCAUCAAUGGAGAUGAUAAAUUUGUAUGCAAUAUUGGGAAACAAAGUGCCGAAGCCUCACUGCUUAGAGAGUGCAAGUUGAUUUUAUGGGAUGAAGCAACUAUGGCCAACCGUAGAGACAUAGAAAAUGUCGAAACAACUUUGCGAGAUAUAACAAACAAUGACACAAUCUUUGGUGGCAAAGUUGUAGUAUUUGGAGGUGAUUUUCGCCAAACAUUACCUGUGAUACGAUCUGGAAGCAGACAGGAUUUUAUAGAAGCAAGUUUGGUUAAAUCACAUAAAAUUUGGCCAAUCGUUGAGAGAUUGGUUUUGACAGAAAACAUGCGGGCUAAAGAAGACCCAUCUUUUUGUGAAUACUUAAUGCGCGUGGGAAAUGGAACAGAAAAAUAUGUGGUUGGCAAUUCAAUUCAAAUUCCAAGAACAUUCCUUGUCCCAUCUACAGAUGAAUUACAGUCUUUCAAUUCAUUAAUUGACAUAGUUUUCCCAGAUUUAAUGAACUUCACCCGCGAUCCUUAUCCACUCAUGAAGCGAGGUAUAUUGACACCGAAGAAUGAAUUCGUGGAUGAAAUUAACAACUCCUUAAUUGAUAGAUUUCCUGGAGACGAAAAAUGCUAUAUAAGUUAUGAUGAGUUGCUUGAUUCCACUUGCAAAAAUGAUUUUGUUGACUACUUGCAUACUAUCUCAGUACCUGGGUUACCUCCUCACAAGUUGAUUGUAAAAAAGAAUUGCCCAGUAAUUUUGCUGAGGAAUAUUAAUCCUGCAGAAGGACUUUGUAAUGGUACCCGGUUAAUAUGUGAUGACUUCCGUGAUCAUGUUAUACGUUGUUUCAUUGCUUCUGGGGAACACAUUGGCAAACAUGUUUUCAUACCAAGAAUACCACUUGAAGCUUCAAAGGAUGAAAAUUGUUCACUUCCAUUUAAACGUCACCAAUUUCCAAUCAAAGUUUGUUUUGCCAUGACAAUAAAUAAGGCACAAGGACAAACAUUUGAUUUUGUGGGGAUUUACUUGAGACAACCGGUGUUUUCACAUGGACAAUUAUAUGUUGCAUUAUCAAGAGCAAAGAAAGCAGAUUGUGUAAAAAUGUUACUUUGCAAUACUCAUCGCGAUACAACUACUACAGACCUAACUGAUAACAUUGUCUAUCAAGAAAUUCUAAAUGAAGCUUGUGGAUCACUUCUUUGA